This is a messenger RNA of Mobula hypostoma (lesser devil ray), 15463 nucleotides long. RefSeq names its product anti-apoptotic protein NR13-like. The transcript has a single exon. Gene Ontology annotation, molecular function: protein heterodimerization activity; protein homodimerization activity. The coding region runs from base 3178 to 3870 and encodes 230 amino acids. The record is from RefSeq and is a predicted model, not a curated record. Lineage: Eukaryota; Metazoa; Chordata; Chondrichthyes; Myliobatiformes; Myliobatidae. Gene Ontology annotation, cellular component: mitochondrial outer membrane. Gene Ontology annotation, biological process: extrinsic apoptotic signaling pathway in absence of ligand; intrinsic apoptotic signaling pathway in response to DNA damage; regulation of apoptotic process.
AUAAACCCAAUUCUCACUCUGGUUUAUUCAUCCUGUUCACUUGACUACCACCCCAUACCAACUGAUUAAAGAAAGACAAAAUACCAAUCUCACUUCAUAUAUUUUUAAUACUGUGUAACAAAGCUUUAAAAUACAUCCAGCUUCUUUGAGGAUUGACCAUUGCAGAUCAAGAACAACUUUUUUUUUAAAAAAGUUAACAUUCAAAAAGACAUGAAAUAAUUAUUUUAUCUAGAAAGCAUUGGAGUGAGGUAGAAAUUGUUACAGAUACUGUAAAGCUAUAAUGUGAAGAAUGCUUUUGAAGUAAUACAAUUUUGGGAACUAAUACUUGACCAUCUUUUAUCCCCAUCUAUACAUUCAAUUCUCCAAUAAAGAGAAAACAGAUUGCUUGUUAUACAACACAUGCUGUCUAAAGAUGAAAUCAUUCAUCACAUUGCAGUGUUUGGCUGUGAUUCUCACUAAUGGUAUGAGGUUGGAUAAUUUUAGUAUUCUGAGGGCAGCCCUGCUGGCUGCCCUUUAUCACCACUACUUUUUUACAGUAGUGAUCGAGCCAUUGGCAGAGGCUAUUCGGUGAGACUCCAAAAUAUCUGCUCCAGACAUAGGACUAAAAUCACAUAAAAUUACAUUGUAUGCAGAUAAUGUUCUAAUUUUCUUAUCGAACCCUGCUAUAUCAGUGCACCACCUUAUACAAUACAUUAAUUCAUUUAGCUCCUUUUCAGGCUAUAAAAUCAACUUUACUAAAUCAGAGGCUAUGCCUCUGGAGAACCUGCAGCAGGUACCUGACACUCAGGGUGUUUUCCCCUUUAAAUGGCCACAGACAAGUUUUGUUUACCUAGGCAUAUUCAUCACACCUACGUUUGAUCAAUUGUUCAAAGCUAACUUUACACAGUUAUUUGACAAAAUCAAACAGGAUCUUGAGCGAUGGAGCACUCUUCCCAUUUCUUGGCUUGGCUGAAUAUCCUUGCUCAAAAUGAACAUUCUUCCUUGUCUGCUCUACCCAAUACCCAGUCAUUUUUACCCAACAAACACUUAAAACAAUAAAUGGCUGGUUUGGUUCUUUUAUUUGGAACAAAAAAAGACCCUGUAUUAAAAUGUCUAAGUUACAGCUUCCCAGUAGUCUAGGGGGCCUGGAUUUUCCAGACAUUAAAAAAUAUCAGUUAAGUUCCUUUUUAUCUUAUGUGGUUGACUGGGUUUGUAGGGAUCCCUCCUCAGUUUGGCUGGACAUUGAAGCCUCACAAACAAAAUGCCCUCUUAUUAAUUUGCUUUUCCUCAAUAAAUGAAAUUAGUUAAGGAAUAUUGUCGCAAUCCAAUAACAAUUAAUACAGUCAGGGCUUGGAGGGUGGUGUGACAAAUUGAGGGCAACGCAGCGAAAAUAUCACCCUUCACUCCAAUAACUGGCAGUCCAGAUUUUCAGCCUGGCAUAAUGGAUCCUGGAUUUAAACUUUGGAUUUCUAAGGGUAUUUUCCAUCUAGGAGACUUGUUUGAUGAAGGAAUGAUGAUGUCUUUUAGUCAAAUAGUACAGAAAUUCAACAUACCCAGCAAGGGUCUUUUUCGUUUCUUUCAGAUAAGAGAUUAUAUACAGAAAAAAACAUCAUUGUUAACUGAUUUCUAUAGUUCUGACAUAGAAAAGAGGGUGUUUUGUUCUAAGGGUGAAGUCUCCAUUAGUACUUUUUACAGCAUCCUGAGGGAAUGUUCUUGUGGAGAGGCUGAGCAGUUGGGAAGGGUCUGGGAGGAAGAGCUGGGAGUAGAAAUUACAGCAGAAACAUGGGAAGACAUCUGUGAUAAUGCAAAGAAAAUUUCAGUUUGUAAUAGAACUAAAACAUUGCAACUCAAAAUUCUGCAUAGAGCCCAUCUGACUUCACGUCGUCUCUUGAAAUUUAAGACGGGGGUUUCUUCAAUGUGUUCUAAAUGUAAAGGAAAUACUGGAACUCUCACCUAUUGUUUUAGGACUUGUCCCAAACUUCAGGCAUACUGGAGUGAUAUUUUGGGUGAAAUGGAAAAGAUUCUGAAGAUGGAGCUUGAACUGGACCCAGUGUCUUUUCUCUUAGGCUUACCCAGCAGUCAUAUUAUUAAUGCACAUCAGAAAAAACUUUUUAACGUCCUGACUUUUUGUGCGAGGAAGAACAUUUUACUUUGUUGGAUAUCCAAUAAGGCCCUUGGACUUUCUGGUUGGCGUAAGUUAAUCAUGGAGUACAUUCCUUUGGACUUUUUAACAUGUAUGGUACACUCAAAAACAAAUAGUUUUCAUAAAACAUUGCAACCUUUUCUACAGUAUGUAGAUGUAAACCUGUCCGCGAUACUAAUAAGGGCUUUUGUAUAGGAUGUGGUGGUGAUGUUUAUACCUUGAUGGAAGUGUUCUGAUAGUUGAUAUCAGUGAGGGGAAGAAAUGUAAAUGUACCUGGAAAUUGAAAGUUUUGUUAUGCUGAGCAAAAAAAUACAUCCCAUUUCUUUGAGAUUGAUCAUUGCAGAUCAAGAACAACUGUUUUUUUUUAAAAAAAGCUAACAUUCAAAAAGACAUGGAAAAAAUAUUUAAUCUAGAAAGCAUUGGAGUGAGGUAGAAAUUGUUACAGAUACUGUAAAGCUAUAAUGUGAAGAAUGCUUUUGAAGGUAAUACAGUUUUGGGAACUAAUACUUGACCAUCUUUUAUCCCCAUAUAUACAUUCAAUUCUCCAAUAAAGAGAAAACAGAUUGCUUGUUACAAUGGUGAUAGGUUUUUGCUUUAUCUGCUUUCACCACCCUACAUUUCCAAUAAUUCAAGGCUUUGUUUGUGUUGGGCACGUGGCCAAGUGGUCUAGUGAUUCGUUCGUCUAGUGAUCUGAAGGUCGCUAGUUCGAGCCUCAGCUGUGGCAGCGUGUUUGUGUCCUUGAGCAAGGCACUUAAUCACACAUUUGCUCUAGUGUCUGUGCGAGGAGUGGCGCCCCACACAGGCUUCCAAUCUGGGACUUGCAAGGCAUGAAAAUGCCAGACGCAGGCCUCUCAUGGUCUGAGUCGACAUUCCCUCCCCCCUUUGUAUUUGACUUUAGUAAACAGUUUUGUGGGAUGAACAUGUAGGGCUUGUGCUUUUUGAUCUUGUCACGUGAGCAGUCACGUGAGCAGUCGAGACCGGCGGCCGUUACUGGGGCAACAGCAGCACGGGUGCAGGCAAGCGGCAGGAGUCAGAGGGUGGGAACGGCGGCGCCAAUGCCCGACUCGGACAUGGCAGAGAGGAUUCAUGGCUGCUUGAGGGAGGAGACGCUGGUGUUGGUCCAGGAUUACCUGCAGCACUGCCUGAGCCUGAGCUGGGAGCAGAGGCCGCCCAACAAGAUGGCUUUCACCCUGCGCAAGGUCGCCUACCAGAUGGUGGAGCAGCACCAGGCUGCCUUCAGCAACAUGAAGAAUGGCUUGGAAAAUGGCCUGCAGGUCUACGCCAUGUCAUGGAGCGGGGCGGCUGGGCCUGUGGGAGAGUCGGUGGUGGUGGCCGAGGACAUUGCAGUUGUGGCGGCCAACUUCCUGCGCCGGGUGGUGGAGGAGAUGUUGGCCGACGAGAAGAUAAACUGGGGCUGGGUGGUGUGCAUCUUCACCUCCACGCUGUGCCACCAUUUCAGGGACUCGGGCCUCGUCAUGUGCCCUGAGGCUGGGCCGGGCCCACUGAAUAUGCUGGCGAAGAGUGUGGCCAACUGCCUGGGCAAGGAGAGGCGAGAGUGGAUCCAGAAAAACGGAGGUUGGGAUGGAUUUCUCAGAUUCUUCAGCAGGGAUGAGCACUGGCAAGAAUCAACAGUGCGAAAUAUGUUGAUAAAGGUUGCUGGCUUUGGUAUAGCUGGGUUAGCUUGCCUUCUUGCUGACCGAUAUUUGCCAAUGUUAAGUUUGUUUAGUGUACACAAACUCUUAAAUUAAUAUACUGUUUUGGGGUCUAUGGGGUGUGUAGGGAGGGGUAGCACCUCUGGUGGGGGGCCUGCUGUGCCCUUUUCAGGGCAGCUCGUCCACCUUUGGUCCGCACCUGGCGCUCAGCUCUCACCUGUGGCUCCAAGUAGCUGUAACAUGCGCAGCGGCCACACCCCGGUAAACCGUCUCGGCAGACGGGCCAAACCAGGUGAGGGUAGCCGACGGGUCUUCGACCCUUGGUCAGGUAGGGGAUUUGCCUGUCCCAGCGUGUGAAGUCUGGCCAUGGCGGAUUGAGCGGAGGAGACCAGUUAAUGGUCAAACAGUCAAGAAGGCAGGCCAGCAGGCGUUAUGGAGCGCUAAGAGCACGACAAGGCACUUAGACGUCCUGGUCAUCCACUGCAAGAGGUGGUGAUCCCUUUAAACUCACCUGGCAGAAGGCAAAGGCAAACCACUGCUGUAACCUGCCGAGUACAUGAUUUCCCAAUGUAUCAGAGUGGCAUGGAGGGAAAUCGUUCACCAACUGGAAACUCCAGAUGCAACCUAACGAUGAAACAGUCUUAUGAAUGACUCCACUCUUAUGUUUAGUACAGAGAUCACACCCAUCAAUCAAGAUCCAAAGAUAAACGUACUCAGGUACCAAAAGUUAGAAAAAUAUAGAAAAUAGCUUAAUUUGAAUAAAGAGAAAUAGUCAUUUCAUCGCACAAUUUAUAUCAGUAUGUAUGACUUUUUUGGCUAAUUUUUGAAUCAUUUGUUAUUACCAUCAGUAUAAAUCCAGGCCAUGCCAUCUUGCAGCUACCAUCGGGCAGGAAGUACAGAAGCCUGAAAUCCCACACAAACUGGUUCAGGAACAGCUACUUCCCUUCAACCAUUCAGCUCUGAACACCCAGCAAAUCCUGUAUCUCAGCAUGACCACUAAUGACUACUUUGAUCAUUUUGCACUAAAAUAAACUAUGCUUCUUUAUUGCCCUGUGUUCUUUCUUUUAAAAAUUAUGUAUACAGUAAUUUAUGUUCCUCUUGUGAACGCUGCUUAUCUGAUGCUCAGGGGGCCUGUGAUGCUCCUGCAAGUAAUUUUUUUCAUUAAACCUGUGCACACAUAUACUGAUGCAUAUGACAAUAAACUCAACCUUGAACUUUAAGGAAAGUAAACCCCUUUGUAUUUGAAACCUUUAAAAACUGCAGUAAAAACGAUGUUCAAGAUACAUCAUUUUUAAAAAAGUUAUUUAAUUGAAAUGAAGAUCUAGAAAACAUUUUUUUACAAAGUGUACAUCUAAUUAACCCCAAUACUCAAUGAAGAAUUUAACCUUUCCCUUUGUUCAUAUUUGGUCCAACAAGUAAACAGUAAGCAAGUUGUUAGGUCACAGAAAAGGAAUUCUGGAAAUAAUAUAAAAUUUCAAAAAACUUCUUAGCAUUGAAUUCAAUGGUAAGUGAUAUACAUGAAGUAGUAGGUAUCUCAAAUAAAAAUUACUGAUGGAUUUAUUAAUGGCCUGAAAGAGUAUCUUUCAAUUCGGUUCCACUCUUUCUCCUUUGCUUUAUUUUUCAUGUAAAAAUCCCAUCAUGUUCUUCAGUCUGAGUCUCUUUAGUUUUGGUUGUUGAAAAGUUGUGUAACCUUUUGUUAAUAUAGAAAAUGUGCAACCAAUUCCUCAACACUCACUAAGCUGAACAUUAAAAAAGCAAUACCAGAUUGUGAACUGUCAACUACAGUUCAACUUAACUCAACAUUUUACAAAGAAAGCAGUCCAAAGCAUACCAUUUUACAAAAUCGCAGAGUCUUGCUUAGCUGAGGAAUAGGGAGAUUGCUCGGAUACACUGACCUGUAAGAUUUCAGUCAUUUUGUCAAGAAGUUUAAUACAAAUUGUAAGCAUCAAACUUCACACCUAUUUCGGAAAUCCUUUGCAAAAUCUAUCAUUAAAGAAACCCAACUAGGCCAUGCUUUCUCCUUUCAGCUACCAUUGGGCAGGAGACGCAGAAACCUGAAAACCCAUACCACCAAAAUCAAGAAGAGCCAUGUCUCUUCAACCAUUUGGUCUUGAACCAACCAGUACAACCCUAAUCACUACAUUAGUAUAGCAACUCCAUGACCACUUUGCAGUGCAACGAGUUUCGCUUCUUCUGUGUUUUGUUUUUUUUUUCUGUAGAGAUUGUGCUCUUUCUGGCAACAAAAUGUGCAUAAUUCAUGUUUAAUUUAUGCUUUUCUUGUUAAUGUGUAUCUGAUAUUAUGUGCCUGUGAUGCUGCAAGUCAGUUUUUCAUUGCAACUUUGCUCACAUGUACUUGUGCAUAUGACAAUAAACUUGACUUUGAUUUCGACUUUGACAGGUAUCAUGUUCUUUCCAGGCACUGAUGCUGCCUCUUCAAAAACCAUGAUACUACAUCUAGGUUGAAGCACAAGACACAGCUUUCACCAGCAAGAAUAAUUGGUCUACUGCAAGCCAGGCAGGUUCUCAAGGGCUGCUCUUCAGAAAGUUUUUUUUUAAAUGACUAAAAUGAUUAUGGAACAAAGGAAUCUGUGGGAGUAUUUUCCUCUGUGUUCGAAGUUAGUUGGUAAUCAGAAGGUGACCAUGGCCUUUUAGAAUUGAUCAGAAAUAUGGUUCUAUACCUGUCAUUUUAAAAGGGUGAAAGAUAAGUAGAAAAGAAAGUCAAGGGAAAACCCAAUGAAAUCACUGCAGGAGUUAUAUUUGCAAAGUGAAGCCCAAUAAUCAACACAGUUGGAAGAUUUGAAGAUCUGCAUUAGUUUACAGUGCAACAUACAUUUCUAUUCACAUACGAAGGCAAUAUCCAUCAUUAAGGACCCUCACCAUUUGGGACAUGCUCUCUUCCCCUUAUUACCAUGGGGGAGGAAGUACAGGAGGCUGAAGACCCAUAUUCAUGUUUGAAGAACAGCUUCUUCCCCUCCAUUAUCAAAUUUCUGAGUGGUCCAUGAACCCUAUCUCAAAAUUCAUCUUUUGCACAAUUAUUUAUCUUUGUAAUUUAUACCAAUAUUAUGUCUCAUACUGUACUGCUGCCACAAAACAAACUUCACAACAUUCUGUAUCUCAGUGAUAACAGACCUGAUUCUGAUUCAAGAAAUCAACUGAAAGCAGAAAAAUAAGUUAUUAUUCAUUGAGCAGUUUGUUGCUUUCUUGAGAACCACUGGGGGUUCCACUGGUCUAGGAGACACCGAGAAAAUUCUGAAUACUGAAGGAAUGAAUGAUCGUCAAGUUCAUCAUUCCCAAAAUUUGACAGUGUGUACCUGACUAGCAGGCUCCAAAGGAGUUCUACAUGUUAAAUACAUGCUGUGUCAGGCCUGCUUCCACUAACACAUCUCAGCCUCCCAGCCUUCACCCAGCUCAUAGCAUUCAUCUGCCACUCAUUCCAGACUCAUCACCUGCAACCUAUUUAACCUCAAUUCUCAGUCAUAGUCCUUGUUUGAGUUGGAGAAGCUUAAGAUUGAUCACAAAUGAAUAUUUAAAUAACAAAUGGGGAUGUUAUCUAAAGAUUUUUACUGAUGGCUCAUUGGACCCAGAGAGCAGUAGGGCAGGAUUUGGGAUGUAUGUGUCUCAACUUGGAGUUAAGAAUGGUCACCGGGUUUCAGAUGGUGUUUCUGUCUUUGCAACAGAAUUAUUAGCAAUCCUCUGGGCCUUAUGGUGGAUAGAAGACUCUCGACCACGGAGGGUUAUCAUCUGUUCGGAUUCUGCUGCUGCCUUAGAGUCUAUAAAAGGGAGUAAAUCAAAAGUUCGUCCUGACAUAAUUAUUGAGAUUCUCUUAGUGUUGUUUAGAGUAGGGAAGAUGGGUUGUGCAGUUAGAUUUUCAUGGAUACCUGUGCAUGCUGUGGUGGAAGGAAAUUAAAUUGUGAAUGGCAUUUCAAAGUCUUCCUUACAGAGCAGGCAAGUAGAAAUUAGAGUUCCCCUAGGCAGAGCAGAAUUGAGUAGUAGGAUUAAAAAAGGUAUAGAGAAGUGGCAGGAGGAUUGGAAAAUGAAUUAAGGGGCAGGCAUUAUUUUUCUAGUCACCCACUAGUUAAAAAGGUCUCAGACUGUUACCUUUUAAGUCGCAGAGAUAUGGUGAAAUUUACAAGACUUAGGUUGGGGCAUUGUGGGUUAAACUAUUAUUUAAAGAUAAUAGGAAAACAUCCUACUGGAUUAUGUGACUGUGGUAGUCCAGAGACAGUCCAGCAUGUUUUGCUGAGCUGUAAUCGAUACAAAAUUGAAAGACGCAUAUUGUUCAAGAGGCUAUCUGGGAGGGGGGAGAGGAGGAGGGGGAGGAGGAUGAGGGGACGAGGAGGAGGAGGAGGAGGGGGGAGAGGAGGAGGAGGAGGAGAAGAAGAAGAAUCCAUGUGCUGGUUGUGACAAUUGGUGGUGCUGAACUAAAUGGUGUGGGGAUGUUGGGAAGCAGAGUAGGUUCAGGUAGUGGUGAGGAUCUGGAAAAGGAACUGGAAAUAGAGGAUUAGGGAGAUUGUGGUUUGGUGGAAGGAGCUUGGAACGAAGUUGAAUCAAGAUCGGGAAAAUGAAAAAAGAAACAUAAUAUUGCAGUGAUAUCUAGUAAUGAAAAAAAGAGAGAAUGACAUUAAGGUAUUGUUUAAGCUUGAUCCAGAACAGCCUUCUUCCAUCAAUCUCUGUCAUGGUCCGGUCCAUGAAAUCUGCAUUCCGGUUCGCGGUCCGGUCCAUGUUCCUUAUUUCAGGUUUUCUCCAGUUUCUGUUGAGGCAGCUGAUUCUCAUUUGGACUGGCUUCAUAAAUAGCUUCAGGAGUCAGCCUCUGGCUGCCUUGAAGGGUGUGCUUAGGAGUGGUUAAAACUUUCCCAGUGUGUGCACUCCAAGUUGAAGCAAAUGAAAUGCCAUUGGGGCUGUGGUGUAAACAGCUGGAGGCCAAUUACUGGAUUAAUUUAAGGGGACAUGGUGAUAGCCAUCCUACAAAAAGAGUGUUGCAGACAUGCUUGGAGAAGGAGAGGACACAAAGAAAGUUUCGGCUGGACAGGAGAGCAAACAGCAAAAGAUAUGGGUGUAUACGAUAAAGAGUUUUGUCCAAGUGUAGUGUGGCUUGUCAGACCUUUCUGGGCAUUAGAAAAUCCCUCUGUAGAUUUGGAAUUGCUUAAGAUUAAACACAGUAAUAAGAUGGCUGAUAUACUCAGUGAAUAUCAUAGUUACAGGGAAUGUAAAUAUAAAGACAUACAGAUUUUUACGGAUGGCUCAAAGGAUCCAGAAACAGGUGCAACAGGGUCUGCAAUUGUUGUGCCAAGUUAUCGAGUGGAAAUUAGCAAGAGAACACCUGAUUGCUUGAGUGUAUGUGCAGUUGAAAUGUUUGCCAUAUUGUUAGCACUAGAAUGGAGUGAGCAGGUUGAUUGUAUAAUAUUGUGAUGUGUAGCGAUUCUGUAUCGACCCUUGCAAGCAUUAAGGUGGGUACGGCUAGAGGUCACCAGGAUCUGCUUUAGGAAAUCCUGUUUGAAAAUUCAAGACUGGCUAGACAAGGCAAAAAUAUCACAUUCAUGUGGGUUCCAGCACAUUCAGGUAUUAUGGGAAAUGAGACAGCAGAUAGACUGGCAAAAGCAGCAGUCAAAAAAGGAUCUAUAGAGGUCAAUAUUAAACUAUCAAAAUCAGAGGGGAAGAGCAUAGUGUGGAGAAGGAUAAAUCAUCAGUGGCAGCAGCAUUGGGAUAGAGCAAUAAAAGGAAGACAUUUACAUUCAAUUCAGAACAGAGUAGAUAUGGGAAGAAGUAGGGGAGUAAAGCGGAAGGAGCAAGUAAUUAUAAGUAGACUGAGAAUUGGGCACAGCAACCUUAAUGGCACUCUGGCCAUCAUAAACAAACAUCCAACAGGUUUUUGCGAUCUAUGUCAGGAGACUGAAAUAGUAGAGCAUAUCCUUAUUUCAUGCCGGAAAUUUACACAGGAAAGACAAUAAAUGUUACAACAAUUACGCAAAAUAGGACUGGUAGAGAACAGUGUUAGAGGUUUAUUGGAAUGUGGGGAGAGUGUUCGGGGAGGAAAUGGUUGUUUAGUUUUUUAAGGGUGACGGGACUGGAAAGACAGCUUUAAAGUGAAUGGACAAUGAGGGACAAUAAAUCCUGAAGAUGGCUGUAAUGCAACAGUGUGGAUGCCAACUGCCGUAAAACUCAAGGAAGGAAGAAGCCGCCUCUGGCUGCUGGAUUGUUCCUGUCCAUAUCCCCUGUCUGAAUCCCUUCUGUUCCCCUUCCUUCUGUUGCCUCGUCUGAAGCCUUGCCUUGCCUGAAACCUUGUCUCAUCUGAAGCCUUGCCUCACCUUGCCUCAUCUGAAGCCUUGCCUUGUCUAAAGCCUCGCCUCGUCUGAAGCCUCACCUUGCGUUGUUUGAAGCUUUGCCUCACCUGUAACCCUCACUUGCACUGCUGUCUAGUUCAAUCGCUGAAACUAGAUAAGGAACUGUCUCUGUGUCCACGCCUUCACUAGGUAGGUCCAGCCAUUUGCCGCUACCUCGUGUUGCAAACCCUCUGUCUCUGUCCACGCCUUUGCUAGGCAGGUCUGGCUGUCUGUCGCUACCUAGUGUUGGGAACUGUCUGUGUCCACGCCUUCGCUAGGUAGGUCCGGCCAUUGGCCGUCUACCACUACCUUGUGUUGGGAACCGUCUUGUCGUAUUCUGCAUUUUGUGUAAUGAGUUCGGCCCUAUGUCCUGUACCCAAGGAGGGGUCCCGGCUCUGUGUUCUGUGUAUGAGUCCUGGCCCUAUGUCCUGUUUCCAAGGAGGGGGUCCUGGCUCUGUGUUCCAUGUUCCUGUCUCUCCCUCGACCAAGGCUCUGCGUUCCUGUCUCUCCCUCGACCAAGUCAAGGAUUCGGGGUCUCGUCCAGUCCUAGCCAUGAUCCAAGAACCUUGUCCUGUCCAAGUCAAGGCUUUGUGUUCUCGUCCUGUGCUGGAGUUCCCUCGUCUUGCCCAGGAGUCUCUCGUUCUGUCCUGUAGCCUCACCUAGUCCUGUCUCCCAAGACCACGUCAUGUCUUCGCCUAGUUCCAGAGUCCGAGCCAGAGUCAAGACCCAGGGUCGGGUCCUUGUCCAGUCUCUGGCUCGGAGUCCAAGCCCAGGCUCCUAGUUCCAAGUUCCAUGUCCUGGUUCCGCUAUCCAGUCAAGUCCUAGCCUAGGCCCCGUAUCCUUGUCUCGUCCAGGGCCUGUGUCAUGUCCAGCAUCCUUUCUUCCCCACUUCCUUUGCUUUCUUGACUACCUAGUCCUGUUCCUUGUACUUCAGUGUCUGUGUCUUGCAGUUGGGUCCGCUACCAAUGCCCUCCCCGUAUGACAAUCUCAUUAAGUUAACUAGAGAGUUGAAAUCUGUUAUGGGGAUAUAGAUUGUCCAUGUACUUUGAGAAGAGGGAGUUUGUUAAUCAUUUGUAAGGAUAAGAAACAGUGUGAGAAGGCCUUACGUUUGAAGACUUUGCUUGGCAAAAUGAUAGUAUCUAUGUUGCCUUAUGAAAAUAGAGGUAUUAGUGGUGUCAUAAUGGGUGUUCCAGUGGAGAUUUCAAAAGAUGAGGUUAAAUCUCAUUUAUUGGGAGGUAAGGUUAAGGAAGUAAAGAAAUUCCAAGCAGUUAACAAUGAGGAAAAGAUGGAUAAUUUAUCUGUAUUGACUUAUUUUGAUGAGACAAAGCUCUCUGAUAAAGUUAGUUCGGAGUAUUAUUAUAAUAUGCACCCAAUGGCACCAGCUUCCAGAAUUUGAUGUUCUAACUCCCUGGAGUAUGGACAGCUGGCAUGGCCCCUAUGGAAUCUAAUGAGAACUUCCUGGAAAAAACAACACAUCCCAUCACAGUGGCAAAGAGCUGUGGUGGUGUCCAUCCCCAAAGAGCAGAACUCCAGUUCCAUCAACCAGUUCAGGAGGAUUGCACUGUUGAAUAUUGAGGGGAAAAUCUUCUUCUCUGUCAUGGCUAAGAGGAUGACCAGCUACUUAUGGGCAAUGGAUACACUAACACCAGCUGCCAGAAGGCAGGAAUUCCAGGCUUCUCAGGAUGUGUGGAGCACGCAUCAUUGAAAUGGGACCAGAUCCCACGAGUCAAGCGCGAAGAAGGUGACCUACAUGUCAUGUGGCUGGAUCUUGCGAGUGCCUGUGGAUCUGUGCCAUACCAGAUCAUCAACUUCGUGAUGGAGUUCUUUUACAUUCCUGACUGCAUUAGAGGCCUGAUUUCCAAUUACUUCAGUGAGGCUUCUCUUUUUGAGACUUUACAACAGGGUAGUAGCAGCUCGAAGUAGACAUUGCAAUGGGGUAUUCCAUCUCUCCCACCCUGUUUGAGGCAGCCUUUGAGAUCAUCCUUAUUGGAGCAAGGCAGGUGGUUGGAGGGAUAAAGUUACAGUCAGGACAGAGGCUUCCUCCAUUUGAGAAGCUACAUGGAUGAUGUCACAAGCGUCCUUCAGCCGGCUGCGUGUACAAGAAGGCUGCUGAAGAGGCUGGACCAGCUAGUGACAUGGGCAAGGAGGAAGAUCAAGCACUCUAAGUUAUGAAGCCUAUCCCUCUGAAAAGGGGUCAAAGGCAACAACAUCUCUUUUGUUGUAGGAAGCGAGGAAAUCCCAUUGUUGGCCAGGCAGCCCAUGCGGAGCCUUGGGAGACAGUACACUGCAGAGUUCUGUGACAGGAAGAUGGGAAAAGUAGCACAGAAACAGCUCGCAGACAGCAUGGCCAGAAUCAUCCAGAGUCAACUACCCAGGAAGUAUAAAGUUUGGUGCUUACAGUUCAUACUGUACCAAAGAGUGAUGUGGCCCCUGAAAAUGUGUAAAAUUCCCUCAUCAACAGCCAGUAGGAUGGAUGGGAUCGCCAACUCGUACAUCCAGAAAUGGCUGCGGCUUCCUCAGUGUUUCUCAGACACUGGCCGCUUUGGGAAGAACAUGUUGCAGCUGCUACUAAAAUCCAUCAGUCUGGGGGUACAAGCAGGAGAAAACUGGAAUGGUCAUUAUGCUGAGGGAGUCCACUGACCCGCUGCUGAGGAGUGCCAAUGCUCCAAUCCAUACUGGCCGUAAAUGGAAAGCUCAAGCUGAAGAAGACCAGGUCAUCAGCAGGCUGCAGCACCAAGAGGCUGUCGGCAGAGUCCAGGCUGGACACGUAGGAUUUGGCUGGGGGAAGGCAGCACAUUUCUAGUCCAAGGCCUCGAAGAAAGAGGAAAGCCAUGGUAGUAGAGGAGGUGACAAGGACAGAGCAGGAGCACUACAGGGUGAAGGCAGUGGCACAUGGCCUCCAAGCAAGCUGGACAACAUGGAGGGUGCCAUCAACAGGUCACCAACAGGUCAUUCAGCUGGUCUGGUCUGAAGAUCCCACGAGCCAGACUCAGCUUCCUGAUCCGGGCAACCAAUGACACCUUGCCCUGUCCCCGAAAUCAUCACCAGUGCCGACCUCCAACACAAGGUUGCAAGACUGAGCUGUCCCAGGGGUGUUACAGAUGGUGACAUGACUAGGUCCUAAAGAAACUGGCGGAGAUCCUAGAGAUCUGGAGGCGGGAUGCGCGAAGCAGCCUUUCCCCAGUGGAAUGACAACUCAUCCCAUUUGUUAAGGCUGAUAAGAGCGCUGAAUGCACCCGCCCAAGAGCUCUGUCAGGGCUCUUCUCCACAGGCAAGGAGUGGAACAUGAUGGAAGAUCUCAGCAGACAGCUACAGUUUCCCAUGGAAAUCACCACAUCUCUCUGCCCAGACAUAGUUCAGUGGUCCAGAGCCGCCAAGACAGUCCUCCUCACUGAGUUAACCAUCCCAUGGGCAGAAGGAUUGGAGGCUGAAGUACUCAGACCUGGCAGUGGAGUGUAAGGAAGCUGGAGGACCAUCAUCUACUCUGUGAAGGUAGGAUACCGGGGCUUUGUCGGUACAUCAAUGACAAGGUUACUCCGUGAUAUGGCAGUGACUGGAACGAGGCUCAGGGGGGCCACCAGCGAGUUGCCUGAAGAGGCAGGAAAGGGCAGCUUUUGGCUGUGGCUGAGGAGGAAGGAGAAUAAUUGGGGGACUGACUAACCCCACUGAAAGCUGCAGGGGGUGCACGUCCCUGCCACUGCUCUGCCACAAGGAGAUGUACCAGGGCUAAGUGGGUGAAACAUCAGUGAGUGGUGAUCCCUGGCUGAUGACCCUGCAGCUGAUCUAAGGACACUGUUGGAGGUGUGGCAGGCAGCAAUGCCAAGCAGAAAACCUCUUCCAGUAAAAUUCAUUGUUGGCAUCACAGUUCACUUGCUAAAGAUACUUUACUAGUGGAUAAAAUGAAGUUUGUGAUGUGGUGAAUUGUACUGCUCAGACAUCUAGCCAUACUGAGAAAAUUAAAAUUAUUGUGAAAGCUGCAGAAAAGUAUCUUGAUGUAACUGGCAUUUUAUGGGAACCUGUAAAUUAAGCUCUGAUGGGCGGGGUAUCUGUACGCUAGUCUAUUUGUGAAGGUAGAUAAAACAAUUAAAAAUAUUGCAGUGGAAUGCGAGAAGCCUGAUUUCUAAUGGUAAGAAGUCCUGAAGAAGGGUCUUGGCCCAAAACAUCAACUGUUUAUUCAUUUCCAUAGAUGCUACCUGACCUGCUGAGUUCCUCCAACAUUUUCUGUGUUGCCUUAAAUUUCACGCAUCUGCAGAUUUUCGCAUGUUUGGAAGAUUGAGAAGUUUAUUUCUGAUUUGUCAAAUCCUCCCAAUAUAUGUAUUCAGGAAACCUGGUUGUUACCACAUUUAAGUUUUUCUUAGCAGGAUUAUAUUUUUUUGGGUGUGAUAGGUUAGUUGGCAGAGGGGGUGGUGUUGCCAGUUUAAUAAGGAAAGGGGUAGGGUAUCGAGUUGUGAAUGAAACUUAUGAGGCACCUGCAGUGCAGAUAUUUGAUUCAACAAGUAGGUUCAUUUUAAGUGGUUAAUUUUUACAAUCCUUGUGAAAAACUUCCUAUUGAUUUAUUGGAAAGUAUAUGCAGCUGUAGCUCAUUAAGGGCUGUAUUGUGUGGGGAUUUUAAUGCAUACAGUUUGCUGCGGGGCUUCACCAAGAAGCUUCUUGGACAAAAGCAGAGUGGACGCCCAUCUUGCACAAAAGAGGAGAUUGAUCAGCAUCUCCAGAACACCUAUGCAGACGCAACUAGGGAGCAAGACUUGGGGACAUGCUGAGACAAGAUGUGUCCACCAGCACCUACCACUGAGUUCAACAGCAGGGAGCCCAGCUUGAAAGAGGUCCAAGAAAUAGUAAGACCAGCUAGGGCAAUCUCAGCCCUUGGACCAAGUGGAGUACCAUGCGAGUUGUUCAAGUGGUGUCCCAAACUUCUGUACAAACUGUGGAGGAUCCUCAGGGUGAUUUGGAGGAGGAGGAGAGAGGCCCACCAAUGGAGGUUCACAGAUGGUGCCUGGAUUCCCAAGGAGAACUCCAAGAACAUCAAGCAGAUCCGAGUCAUCUCACUGCUCAGCAUGCCCAUUGUCCAGUACUGUUGUCCAUCAACCACCUACAAGGGCAUAUGUCCUGACUGUAACAACAACGUCAGUGCAGGAUGCUGAUGGAUCCUUCAGGGUCAGGAGAAGCUCACUGCUUGGGCAAGGGUGAGUUUCAAUCCUAAGAAAUCCAAAACCUGUCAGUACCUCCAGUUGAACUUUGUCUUUUUGUGUGUUUUCCUCCUAGCCGUCAAUCUGUGGUUUUGUAUUGCCAUGUGCUCUUGUUUGUUUUCAUGCCCCAUGUGCUCCUGCCCCCCCCCCCCGCUCGACUCAGGCCCCUGUAUUACUGAGUAC